Molecule: messenger RNA, 4950 nt
Organism: Lepus europaeus (European hare)
Lineage: Eukaryota; Metazoa; Chordata; Mammalia; Lagomorpha; Leporidae
Gene: CHST10
Product: carbohydrate sulfotransferase 10
Exons: 7
Coding region: 418-1473 (351 amino acids)
Biological process (GO): carbohydrate biosynthetic process; proteoglycan biosynthetic process
Cellular component (GO): membrane
Molecular function (GO): sulfotransferase activity
Source: RefSeq, a predicted model, not a curated record
AAGACGCAAAAGAGAGAAAUUAUAAUUAGGGCACAGCCCAUCUUGGCUCAGAAUUGGAACCUUUUCCAUUUCUCCUGUUGACUCUGAAGAAUAGUUUCAAAGAAAUACCUGAGAGAAAGAUUCUUGGAGCUCUUGCAAAAGCCUGAACAAAGGAAAGAACUAGCAAAGUGUUCUGGGCAGUUCGCAGUAGUAUUCAGAUCGUCUUCUAAUGUUGGAGGAGGGAGAGAGUCAGACACAGGAAUGGCAGAGAUGCACACCUUACAGCUUGCAAACACCAGGAGUCCGUGUUCUUUUCUAGGUCUGGAAGGAUCUGGAUGCAGUGUGGAGAGGACCGGGGAAACUGCAGGCCCAUACAGCAAGGAAAUGUGAUCCCCGACCUUGGAAGGAGGAAUCGUUGAAGGGCUGACGCUCGACAACAUGCACCAGCAGUGGCUUCUGUUGGCCGCUUGCUUUUGGGUGAUCUUCAUGUUCAUGGUGGCCAGCAAGUUCAUCACCUUGACCUUUAAAGACCCAGAUGGCUACAGCGCCAAACACGAGCUCCUGUUCCUGACCGCCGUGCCAGAAGUGGGGAAGCUGCCGGAAGACAAGCGCGUGGCUGGGGAAGUGAAGCCAACUGGGGAGAUGCACGUUCAGCCCCUGGUCUACCUGCAGCGCCUGGAGCUCAUCAGAAACACCUGUAGGGACGAGGCCCUGCGGAACCUCUCGCACACCGCCGUCUCCAAGUUUGUCCUGGACCGGAUAUUCGUCUGUGACAAGCACAAGAUUCUCUUCUGCCAGACCCCCAAAGUGGGCAACACGCAGUGGAAGAAAGUGUUGAUUGUUCUCAAUGGAGCCUUUCCUUCCAUUGACGAGAUCCCCGAGAACGUGGUUCACGACCAUGACAAGAACGGCCUCCCGCGUCUCUCCUCCUUCAGCGACGCGGGGAUUCAGAGGCGGUUGAAAACAUACUUCAAGUUUUUUAUCGUAAGGGAUCCCUUCGAAAGACUUAUUUCUGCGUUUAAGGAUAAGUUUGUUCACAAUCCCCGGUUCGAACCUUGGUACAGGCAUGAGAUAGCCCCCGGCAUCAUCAGGAAAUACAGGCGGAACCGGACGGAGACCCGGGGCAUCCAAUUCGAGGACUUCGUGCGCUACCUGGGCGACCCGAACCACAGGUGGCUGGACCUGCAGUUCGGGGACCGCAUCAUCCACUGGGUGACCUACGUGGAGCUGUGCGCGCCCUGCGAGAUCAAGUACAGCGUGGUGGGCCACCAUGAGACCCUGGAGGACGACGCGCCGUACAUCCUGAGAGAGGCCGGCAUCGACCACCUGGUGUCCUACCCGACCAUCCCACCGGGCAUCACCGCCUACAACAGGACCAAGGUGGAGCACUACUUCCUGGGCAUCAGCAAGCGAGACAUCCGGCGCCUGUAUGCACGCUUCGAAGGGGACUUCAGACUCUUUGGGUAUCAGAAGCCAGAGUUUCUGCUCAACUAAUGUGUAGGACGUGGGGAUCCUGAUACCCCUGUUGGACCAGGGGCCGACCCACAGGACAUCCGAGCACAGAAUCGACACUUUCUCCUCGUGGCCCCCUCGAGGACUCCCUUGGUCCCCCUGGGCCCGUGAGCACUUUGGCGCAGGACGCUCACCCUGGCCGCUGCCACUGAGUCUGGACGUGAGGUCGCUGAGGACCCAGCCCCACGCCCCCUCCCCACGAGUGUUGUCAGGAUGCCACUAAACUUCUCUGUCCCCCAGAGGGGACAGAAGACCAAGCCUUGGCGGUCAGAGACCCACCAGGAGGAAACACGGCUUGGUGUCAGGUGCCGUGUGCACCCUGGCUCUCCUGGUGGGGGUUGGGUUGGGGGUCCCUCGUCUGCCGGCAGUGGAUUGUGGGGAAGGCCCCAAGCCUUUUCAGGAGGGACAGAGGAGCUAAGGGACUGUACAAACGACAGAGACCAAUGCAGGCUCCAGUCUGUGCCCUGGGCAGACGCUCCCUCCGCGGCUGUCUGUCCCUGUGACGUCCAGUGGUGGCCAGAGGACACCCUUCUCGGGUCGCCCAUCUCGGAGCCCUCUGCCUGCCAAGCACUCCCCUCGCUCAGCACAAGGCAUGUGGUUGUGGGAAGUGAGGGCGAGUGAAGGUUUAUUCCCACCUGAGAAGGGAGGCAUCUCUGAGCCUUGAAAAGCGACGUGGCUGAGAGCCGAGCUGCUGUGGGUCUGGGCUGUGUUUUGCCCAUCCUGACUGCUCUGCUUGUCUCUGUCCAGUCUGGUGGGCAGCAGGGGGUUCUCCACCCACCUCCGGGGAACCACUGUGGGGCCAGAGACGAGCAGGGGUGAUCCGUGCCAUCUUGACACAUCUCAGCAGGACGUGCCCUGCCAGGCCCGUUCCUGAAAACGCCACCAUCCUGGACUAAAUGGCCAGAAGUCGGGUAACCAAGAUCACCAGCAAUACAAUCCCAGGCCCCAGCGAGGAGCGGGCCCCAGCCACCGGCGAGCGCUGUAGAAAGGGUGACGGGGCGGCUGCCCUGAGCUGAGCCAUGGCGCUCGCGCCCGCACUCUGCCCGUGGGCCCAGGGCUGGCAGGAGUGAGCCCGGCUUUUCUGAUAGGCAGCAGCCUCGACCUCCUCUCCUCGCUCCUGCCGGCUGGCUGACUCAGUGCGAAGGUCAAAGAGAAUUAAGACUAUGUGCCAAACCCUACACGUGCUGCGGUCCCAGGAGAAGGUGCCCGGGUGCCCCCCCAUUCCGGGUGACGGACAGGAACAGGCAGGCUGCCGAGCCCCCGCCCUGGGCUGCCCGCCGGGGGCGUCACGGCCGUUCCUCUGUAGAGUUGUAGCAGCGUCUCGGGGAGAUCAUGUCAGACCUGACGACAGGCUGGCUGGUGACCUCCUUCCUGUUGGAAAAGUAGCAGUGUGAAUGACAAGUGUGACUUUCCGGCCUUAAAGUUAGUCCUCAUUAAAAUCGUGUUUUCUCUCUCAGAAACCUUCAAGGUUGGCCUGUCGGGUGGCGGUUGUUUCAGGUCAUUUUCCUAAUGUUUUGCCAAAAAACUAGGGACUUGCAGCAAAAUAACCUCCUGCACACCUCACGGUAUGUCCAGAGGAAGGCCAUGGCCACCCACCGUGGCUCCUGGCCCUGGACAGCAGCACCCCCUGGUGGUACCAGCGUUCCUCUCCUCCGCUGAAGGCUCCGACCCCCUCCUGACUUUGCCAAGUCUGUUCCCUUGCUUCUUGGCCGAGCAUAGACAGCCCUCCGCCCUCCUGGGCCUCUCGGGCCUGAUUCAGCUCAGCUCAGCUCCCCGUACAGCUGCCCAGGCGGAGCCCUCUUGGGGCCAGUCUGGCCUUCCCACCAGCUCCUUCCCGCUGAACCGACACCAGAGCUCAGGGCUUCAGAGUACCCCUCUCUUGCUCAGCGUUCUGCCCUCCAAGCCCACGUGAGUGGUGAGCCCACCUUCCACACCACUGGAGCGGCAGCUCAGAGGGCCGACGCUGCCUUGGUAACAGCCGCUUCAGCCCGAGUGCUGGCCACGUGGCCCUGCCGGGCGUUGGUGCUGCCCUUGGAGGCUGUCCCCCGACGCGCCCUGAGUGGUGCCCUCUGGGCCUGCGGCGAGACCAGCAGCUCUGGUCAUCACAUUGCCUUUGGGGGGUCUUAUGUCCUCUCAAAGGGUAACAGAUGUCUGCCGCCUUCCUGCACCCCGUCUCAUUUUCUCUGUUUUGAUCCUAGCUGGCAGGGUGUCUGCUGUUCCAGGCUUCUGAUUGAUCGAUUGAUCGAUCAGGUCUGUGGUUCACACCCACACAAGUUUCGCUGUCAGUGGCUGGUCAGCUACAUUGGUGUUCUGAACAUGCUCACUUUUUUUUUUUUAAUGCAGAUAGGCCGAGAUGGGUGCACAUGUGGUUAGGAGGAACUAAAAUUCUGCUUAGAAAUCUCCCCAUCUGGAGGCCGGCGCUGUGGCACAGCAGGUAAAGCUGCCGCCUGCACCGCUGGCAUCCCAUAUGGGUGCCGGUUCAUGUCCUGGCUGCCCGAGUCCCCAUCCAGCUCCCUGCUAAAGGUCCGAGAAAACAGCAGAGGAUGGCCCAAGUCCUUGGGCCCCUGCACCCAUGUAGGAGACCCAGAGGAUGCUCCUGGCUUCCAGCUUCCACCUGGGAGUGGGGAAGGGGGGGUAGAUGAUGCAUUGAAGCUCCUCUGUGGCACCCCAUCACGAAAGCUCACGAGCAGCUGGCCUGCUCCCCACCCUCCUGUCCCUGCUCGAGGGUGGAAAUGCUAAAUAAAAGUGUUAAAGGUGGCCAGUUUCUAAAUGCAAAGUCUCUUUUUUUGCCUCUGUGGCCUUUUUCCUUAGAGAAGUACCUGCCGUGAAAGAAGAGCAAUUGGCCCUUUCUUUCAUAUCUUGAGUGUAAGACACCUUUGGGAUGUGAUGACAAAGACCGACCGAUGAACACUGAGCACCCCAACUAACCCUGCAAUAAGGACCCGGGAAUCUUGACCCAGCCAGUGGGCUCUGCUCCACCUGCAGGCCCAGAGGAGCUCCUAGAGAGCCGGGCUUUUGCACCCAUCUGCUGAUUCAUUUUCCAAAUGCCUGCAACAGCUGGGGCUGGCCAGGCCAAAGCCAGGAGCCUGCAACUCAAUCCGGUCUCCCCCAUGGAUGGCAGGGACCCAACUACUUCAGCCAUUACCUGCUGCCUCCCAGGGUGUACAUAAGCAGGAAACUGGAGUUAGGAGCACAGCUGGAACUCAGACGUCGGCGCUCUCACAUGAGGUGUGGGCGUCCCAAAUACCUACUCUCUCUGAGAAGGAGGGCAGAUAUGCCUCUACGCUGGUGCAGAGUGAGCUGACCUGUCCCAUCACUGUCCCUGGUAGUGAGAUUUGGCUGCAGGUAGAAGUUUGUGACUUAAUAUCCCUUAAGGGCCAGCAUUGUAGCACAGUGGGCUAAGCCACUGCCUGCGAUGCCAGUAUCCCAUAUGAGAGCACUGGUUGGUUUUUUUUUUAA